AUGUUUUCAAGUUUUGGUUCCUCAAUAUAUGGGUCUGCAUUUGGAUCAUCAGGGUUUCCAAGUAAUAAGUUUGAAGAAUACUUUCGAUGUUACCCAAUUGCUAUGAUGCCCGAUUUGAUUCGAAAAGACGAUGCAAAUUAUGGUGGCAAGAUUUUUUUACCGCCAUCAGCUUUGAAUAAGUUGACUAUGCUACACAUAAGGUACCCUAUGUUGUUUGAAAUAAAGAAUGAACAGAAUGAGAAGUUGACACACUCUGGUGUUUUGGAAUUUACUGCUGAAGAAGGAAGAACGUAUUUGCCACAAUGGAUGAUGAAUACUUUGGAGCUUUCCCCUGGCUCUUUGAUCAAAAUCACCAAUUGUGAUUUGAAUUUGGGAAAGUUUGUUAAAAUUGAACCUCAGAGUGUCGAUUUUUUGGAUAUAAGUGAUCCUAAAGCAGUUUUAGAGAAUGUCUUGAGAAAAUUUUCAACUUUAACUGUGAAUGAUGUUAUUGAAGUUAAUUAUAACGAUGCUAUAUACGGGAUAAAAGUUUUGGAAGUCAAACCUGAAAGCCCAUCUAAAGGUGUAUGUGUGGUGGAGACAGAUUUAGAAACCGACUUUGCACCUCCAGUGGGAUAUGUCGAGCCGGAGUACAAGCCAAAGACAGUUGAACCUCAGAGCACACCAAUUGACCCUUCAAAAGUGAACAAAAGUGCAGGUGCUGCUACCAUGGCUAAAUCGAUAAACUAUGCUAAAUUAGUUGCUGAGGGCGGGAAAACCACAAAGUUUUCUGGAAGUGGCCAAAAGUUGUCUGGAAAAUCCAUUGACAUGGAUAAAGACCAAACUACAAAGAACUACCGAAUUGACGAUUUGGAUCCAGAUGCAGUACCUGUUCCAUUAACGUUGCCUGAAAACCAGUUAUUUUUUGGUUUCCCGGUAGUAUUACCGACACAAGAGGAAAUUGAUGAAGGGACCAAAGAAGAAUUAAGGAAACAAGAGGCGUUUUCGGGAUCAGGACAAUCAUUGAGACAGAGUAAGAAAAGAAAAGACAAAAAUACCAACUAUCCUCCACUAAAAAAUCAUACAAGAAGUCCAGAUGUCAUUGAGAUCGACUAA
This is a messenger RNA of Candida dubliniensis CD36, 1092 nucleotides long. RefSeq names its product polyubiquitin-binding protein. The coding region runs from base 1 to 1092 and encodes 363 amino acids. The transcript has a single exon. Gene Ontology annotation, cellular component: VCP-NPL4-UFD1 AAA ATPase complex. Lineage: Eukaryota; Fungi; Ascomycota; Pichiomycetes; Serinales; Debaryomycetaceae. The record is from RefSeq and is a predicted model, not a curated record. Gene Ontology annotation, molecular function: polyubiquitin modification-dependent protein binding.